Messenger RNA from Dicentrarchus labrax (European seabass), 1901 nucleotides. RefSeq lists its product as uncharacterized. Lineage: Eukaryota; Metazoa; Chordata; Actinopteri; Moronidae. Gene Ontology annotation, molecular function: catalytic activity. The record is from RefSeq and is a predicted model, not a curated record.
CACUUGUCUUAUGCCUGUUGACAUUGGUCAAGAAGCACUUGAUCAAUAUUUUGAUAACAUAUUAAAUGUAGCUCCAGCAGAAAGCAACACUCCUGUCAAGAUCAUUCAAAUGAAGCAAAAUGUUUCCUGGUGUUGUUUCCGACUGGAUCUGCAACGUACCACGACAGCAGACUUUGUGCCGUUAUUUUAAUAACCGUAUUUUAAAUGCUGAUGGUAGAUUUGCACAAAAUGUUGAUUACAUCUUCUUUGCUCAGUACAUGUCUGAGGUUGAAAAGGUUGUGUCAAGUGUAUCAAUAGCAUUACGAAAGGGAAAAGGAGGGCAAUUUAAAAAUGUAACCACAAGUGUUUUAAAUGAUGAAGAACAGUUUAAGCAGUUGUUGCAGUUUGAUGAUGGGUAUCGCUUUCUCAAACCUAUUAGAGGUACCCCCGAUAAUGAUGAUAAGUUCCAUAAGAUGAUUUAUGUUAAGUUUGAUGAUCAUCAAGUUGGGACAAAAAGGAGGAGUUGCUGUGCAUUUACCUCUGCUGUUGAAACAGGUUCCACAGGCAUUGAACCAGAAGAGGAAAGGGUGACUAAACAUGGUGGAUUGCGCCGGCAAUUUCCGCUAAAGCUUUAUCCCAUAAAGUCCAAGGACUUACUGUGGAUAAAGAAAAUCUUUGCAGCUGGUCAAGCAUAUGUGGCUUUAAGUCGAGUUAGAAGUUUGUCGGGUUUAGUUAUUCAGAAUUUUGACGAGAAAGCCAUAUAUUGCAAAGAUAACAUUGAGGAUGCAAUUGCAACAAUGCCUCCCUUCUUGGUCACAAAUAUUACAGCUUGUAAUUUUACUACACCACCAUUUAAUGUGUUUUUGAUGAAUGUGCAAAAUUUGACUCCACAUGUAACUGAUUUGGCUUUGUGUACACAGCAUCUGCAGCUUAACUGUAUUGCUGUUACUGAAACAUGGCUGCCUGCAGUUUACUCAUUGGAAACUGUUAAAAUGGAUGGUUAUGCUUUUCACAAUCAUCCAAGAAGUUUGCCCUACAAUAGCAGCAACCCCUUAUUCAAACAAAUUCGAGACCAACAACAUGGUGGAGUUGGCAUGUAUAGUGCAGAGAAUUUGGCAUACAGUAUUAUCCCGGUACCAAAUGUACAUUUAGAAUGUUUGGUUUACCACUGCCUGCACUACAAUAUAUUAAUCGCAGUUAUUUAUCGACCACCAUCAUACACCAUAACAUUGUUUAAAGAAAAUCUUGAAACAUUACUUAAUUGGCUAAAUCACCAAAGUACCACAAUUGCUGUCAUGGGAGAUUUCAAUGACAACAUUUUGAAAUCAUCAACUAUCUACAAGUUCAUGACUGACAAAGGGUUUAUCCAAAUUGUCAAACAAGCAACAACAGAAAAAGGCACAUUAAUUGAUCAUGUGUAUGUGAAAACAUCACAUUAUGAUGUACAGUCUGUUGUCUUGCCGACAUAUUUCAGUGACCAUGAAGGGAUUCUAUGUUCAUUUACAUCUAGGAGUUUAGAACAUGAUCAUGGAAAACUUGAAUAACUAUAAAAUGUGUUUUAUGAAAUCUCUUAAAUUAAUAUAAUGUGUACAUAAUAAUGUAUAUGUAUGAAUUUUGUUUUCAUAAUUUUUAAUAUUCAUGUAAUGUUUGUUCAAUUAAUUCUCUUGUACUAUUGUAUACUGUGUAUUAAUAUGUUGCAUGUUUUAUGAAUUGCCUUGUCUAAGCCUAUUAUGCAUGUUUACAAACAUGCAGGUGUUUCUUCAAUGAUUUAUCUUGUAUGAUUUUAUAAUGUAUAUGCAGUAAUGUGUUUGGUUUAUGAACUCUUUCUCAUAAUAAUUGGUAAUGUGAAUGUCAUAAUGUGUGUUUUAUGAAUUAUCUUAAUAUAAAUUGUAAUGAAUACUAAUAAAAGUUAUUGCAUGGUG